Messenger RNA from Colius striatus (speckled mousebird), 5518 nucleotides. RefSeq names its product nuclear factor related to kappaB binding protein (gene NFRKB). Lineage: Eukaryota; Metazoa; Chordata; Aves; Coliiformes; Coliidae. The coding region runs from base 555 to 4478 and encodes 1307 amino acids. Gene Ontology annotation, cellular component: Ino80 complex. Gene Ontology annotation, molecular function: protease binding. The record is from RefSeq and is a predicted model, not a curated record. The transcript is spliced from 26 exons.
GGGGCUGCGCUGCUGACGGGUUACAAAGGGCUCUGCGCUGAGGGGCCCAACGGCGCCAUGGCGGCUCCCGCCCUGUGCUGAGGGCGCUGCGCAGGCGCGGCCGCCCGGAGGAGGAGCCGCCCGGAGGAGGAGCCGCCGCUCGCCGCCUUCCUUCCGCCUUCCUUCCGCCGCGGGGCUGCCGGGGGGCUCCAGCCCCUCACCCCAGCGCCAGCCCCCGCGCCUGUGGCCGCUGGCCCCGGGUCGCUCAGCGCCGAGGCGGGGCGGGUGUGGGGCUGCGGAGCGCCCUGAGGGAGCGGCCGCGGCGCUGUGAGGCGGCCAGGCCGGAGAGCUCUGGGGUGGCUUCACCGCGGUGUCACGCUCAGGGACAGCGUAACGGGACUGAGAAGUAAAUGAACACAGUAACCCCUUACACAUCUCACAUCCCGAUUCUGUGGCUUGUGUUUAAGCAACUGCUUCAUCAAGUGUGGCUUCUUGGUCAUUCCUCGCCUGGGCAUGUCCCCUGGGUUUGAUGGUUCGGGUGGCUGAGGGUCUUGCUGCUGUGGUUCAGGUGAAGGAUGGACUCUCUGGAUCACAUGCUCACCGACCCCCUGGAGCUGGGACCGUGUGGGGAUGGCACACGCAUCAUGGAGGACUGUAUGCUGGGUGCCACCAGAGUCAGCCUGCCCGAGGACCUCCUGGAGGACCCUGAGAUCUUCUUCGAAGUGGUCAGCUUGUCCACGUGGCAGGAGGUGCUGACAGAUGCUCAACGAGAGCACCUAAAAAAAUUCCUGCCUCACUUCCCUGAAAACAACAGAGAGCAUCAGAACAAAGUCAUCUCAGCUCUGUUCAGCGGCGAAAGCUUCCGCUUCGGAAACCCGCUGCACAUCGCUCAGAAACUCUUCCGGGAUGGCCACUUUAAUCCUGAGGUUGUGAAGUACAGGCAGCUGUGUUUUAAGUCGCAGUACAAGCGGUACCUGAGCUCUCAGCAGCAGUAUUUCUACCGGCUCCUCAAGCAGAUCCUCGCCUCCCGCAAUUACUUGCUGGAUUUAGCUAGGAAAGGAGGCCCUGACAUGGCCCUGAGGAGAAAGCACUUCACACCUACCUAUGACACGGAAGAACGGGACAGACGGACACACCGGCGCUACUUGAAGAUCCUGAGGGAAGUGAAAGAAGAGUGUGGAGACACUACUGUGUCUUCUGAUGAAGAAGAUCUAAACUCCUGGCCUUCAAGUUCUCCAGCACGUUGUGCCAGUCCACCAAUUCCCCUGAGGGUGAUUCCCACAUUGUCAACCUCAGACAUGAAAACAGCAGACAAGAUAGAACUUGGGGAGAGUGACCUGAAGAUGAUGUUGAGGAAGCACCAUGAGAAGAGAAAACGUCAACCUGACCACCCUGACCUGGUGACAACAGACCUGACUCUUGAGGACAUUAUGACUCGAGUAAAUGCUGGCAGGAAGGGUUCCUUAGCAGCCUUAUUCGACCUUGCAACCCUCAAGAAAAAGGUGAAGGAGAAAGAAGAUAAGAAGAAAAAAAGGCUGAAGAUGAUUAAAUCCGAAGUGGAAGAUUUGACUGACUCUCUCAGCAACACAGAUGGAAUCCCAGCCAUGUCCCGGGAUCAUUCCCCCCUCCCUCUGUCAUCUGUCAAAGAGGAGCCUCUCGAAGAUAUGAAGCCAUGCCUUGGAAUCAAUGAGAUCUCUUCCAGCUUCUUUUUCCUUCUUUUGGAGAUACUGUUUCUGGAAGGACCUGCUACUCUUUCAGUGCUUGAAGAUAAAGUUCUGGAUUGGCAAUCUUCUCCUGCCAGUGCACUAAAUAACUGGUUCUCCUUUGCCUCUAACUGGUCUGAACUGGUUUUACCUGCCUUGCAGUACUUGACAGGUGACAGCAGAGAUGUUCCUUCCAGCUUCUCACCUUUUGUUGAAUUCAAGGAAAAAACUCAGCAGUGGAAAUUACUUGGUUCUUGCCAAGAUCACGAGAAGGAAUUGGCAGCACUGUUUCAGCUCUGGUUGGAGACCAAAGACCAGACUUUUUUCAAAGAAAAUGAAGACUGCUCAGAUGCCACAACACCAGUUCCUAGAGUAAGGACUGACUAUGUAGUCCGGCCUAGCACUGGAGAGGAGAAACGGGUGUUUCAGGAGCAGGAACGGUACCGUUACAGCCAGCCCCACAAGGCUUUCACUUUCCGCAUGCACGGCUUCGAGUCGGUCGUGGGCCCCGUGAAAGGGGUGUUUGACAAGGAAACCUCCUUGAACAAAGCCCGGGAGCAUUCCCUGCUGCGCUCAGACAGACCAGCAUAUGUCACCAUCUUAUCCCUGGUUCGUGACGCUGCUGCUCGCCUCCCCAACGGGGAAGGAACUCGUGCAGAAAUCUGUGAGCUGCUGAAGGAUUCCCAGUUCCUUGCUCCUGAUGUCACAAGCGCUCAGGUUAAUACUGUUGUUAGUGGUGCUUUGGACCGGUUGCAUUAUGAGAAGGAUCCCUGUGUGAAAUACGAUAUUGGACGUAAGUUGUGGAUCUACCUGCACCGAGACAGGAGUGAGGAAGAGUUUGAACGGAUUCACCAAGCUCAAGCUGCUGCAGCAAAGGCCAAAAAAGCUCUUCAGCAGAAGCCAAAACCUCCAGCUAAAAUGAAGUCAAGCAGCAAGGAGAGUUCUGUGAAAGCACUGCCCAGCAGCACAUCAGAGCCCAGCCAGCUGAGCCUUAGUGACUCCAGCAUGCCACCAACUCCUGUCACUCCCGUGACACCCACUGCACCAGCACUGCCAGCAACGCCUAUCUCACCCCCACCCGUGUCUGUGGUUAGCAAGAGUGUGUCUAGUGCUGGAUCCGAGCCAGCAAAACCCAGCCCAAGCGUUCUGCUGGUAUCGUCCCCCACCAUGCCGCAGCUCGGGACGUUGCUCUCCACUUCGCAGAGCUCUCCGGGGCCGGCAGCUCCCCAGCCCGCCCCUUCCCGAGUGCUGGGCCAUCCCCCCGCCUCUGGGCUGCCGCAGGUCCGCGUGGUCAGCGCCCCCUCGGGCCUCCCCGCUGCUUCUGCUCCUCCUCCUGCGCCAGCCCCUGCGGUGACCCAGCAGCAGCAGCCUGCCUCCGUGCCUCAGAUCCGCAUUCCAGCCACAGCCACGCAAACCAAAGUGCUCCCGCAGGCUGUGAUGACUCUGCCAGUAAAAACUCAAAGCAGCCCCGUGCAGGUGCAGAGAGCAGGAGGCUCAGUGACAGGCCAGACGGGCAUCACAGUGACAGGGCUGUCUGCAGCAGCCAGUGCUGCUGGGAAGCCAGUCACCAGCUCUCCAGGCAGUUCUGCUCCAAGCACCUCCUCUACCACUGUCAUCCAGAACGUUGCUGGCCAGAAUAUCAUCAAGCAGGUGGCUAUUACAGGACAACUUGGUGUAAAGACCCAGCCUGGAAGUGGCAUCCCACUGACAGCCACCAAUUUUCGGAUCCAGGGGAAGGAUGUGCUGCGCCUGCCCCCGUCCUCUAUCACCACAGACGCCAAGGGACAGACCGUGCUGAGGAUCACCCCAGAUAUGAUGGCCACCCUGGCCAAAUCUCAAGUCACUACUGUCAAACUGACUCAGGACCUCUUCACAGCAGCUGCAGGAAGCAGUGCUGGUGGGAAAGGCAUCUCUGCCACUUUGCACGUGACAUCCAAUCCUGUCCAGUCGACUGAUUCUCCAGCCAAGAGUAGCUCGGCCACUUCUGCUUCUUCCAGCCCAGCUGGAAGCACAAUGGUUAAAGUGACUCCUGACUUAAAGAGUGCAGAGCCAACAAGCUCUGCUUUCAGACUGAUGCCUGCUCUGGGCAUGACUGUGGCAGAUCAGAAGAGCAAAGCUGUCACCACGGUGGCAUCCACUGAAGCCAAACCGGCUGCUACCAUAAGAAUCGUGCAGGGCCUCGGGGUGAUGCCACCCAAAACUGGGCAGACUAUCACAGUAGCUACUCACACAAAGCAAGCACCUUCAUCCUCAGCAGUCAGCACAGUCCAUACCUCAGCUGUCUCUUUACCAACCAUGAGUGCCACGGUGUCAAAAGCAGUUGCUGUGGCCUCGGGAGCUGCUGGGACUCCCAUCACUAUCGGCGCAGGAGGCGCCGCUGUGCGCCAGGUGCCCGUCAGCACCACGGUGGUAUCGACAUCCCAGGCAGGUAAGCUACCAGCACGAAUAACAGUGCCCCUGUCAGUGAUCAGCCAGCCAGUGAAAGGCAAGAGUGUGGUGACUGCCCCCAUCAUCAAGGGCAACCUUGGAGCCAACAUCAGUGGAUUGGGUAGAAAUAUCAUCCUGACUACGAUGCCAGCAGGGACAAAACUGAUCGCUGGGAACAAGCCAGUGAGUUUUCUAACUGCACAGCAACUACAGCAGCUGCAGCAGCAAGGCCAAGCCACACAGGUACGGAUUCAAACAGUACCAGCCUCCCAUCUCCAGCAGGGAACAGCAUCUGCCUCUACUAAAGCAGUUUCCACUGUGGUUGUAACAACAGCUCCAUCUCCAAAACAGACCCAAGAUCAGCUAUGAACACUGGUUUCAAAAUGGGUUUCUUUCCAAGAACUUCCCUGAGGCCACGGUGACAUGUGACCACCCAGGAGUACCUGGCUAGGGAUGGGACUGGAUUCUGUCACCUUGUCUGUCUGGAGUCAGCAUUUCUCUGUCUAGGUAGAGAAUACCACAGCAAAAGAUGCUCUAAAAUGUUUCAUCCAGAUGUGUAAAAGCCAGGUUCUGUGGCACAGAUCAUAUAAGAAAUGUGUCUUCCUUUCCUUUGUUCUCUUCCCCCACCCCAAAGGGCUCUUUGUGAAUAUCAUUUCUGUACCAUUUGGGUUGUUUGCAGACCAAGCAGCUGAUCUUGGAUCUUCCUUAACCAAGGAAACUUGCUUGGGAGGGGAAAUCCAGGCUUUUCAAAGUCAUGGAGAAGGUGCCUCCUCUUCCUGGAGCCUGGCUGUCACUGCUUUGACACUGGUGACUCGGGAUGGUGGCGUGGACACCAGAGUUUGUUUGUAACAUAGCCUGGAAGUAGGUCCCUAACACAUCCAGUGUACUAUUUAUAGACUUUUAACGUGUUUCUCCCUUGUCUCUGAGCUCAAACUCCUUUUGAACAGACACCACUUCCAUGUCAAACUGCUGUCAAAGGCAGGAUGAGAGCGAGAGGUGGAGGAGACCCAGAAAGUCAUUGUGUGAACAAACCUGUCAGCAAAUGGCAACAUACUGGGGAUGCAGAAAGAAAAGUGUUCACCAGAAGGAUCCUCUAGUUCUCCUUGACAAAGAAACCUUUUUAUCUGUUAAAGGAUGACUGUAGCUGGCUUGAAAAGUUUGGAGUAUGCUUUCAAAUACACCCAAACUACAGUCCUUUGGACUCAGAGCUAUCUUAACCCUUCCUCCUGCCCCUCAGGUUUGUUUUUACCUUUACAGUUUUAUCUCCCUCUCUAAAUUGGUUUGAGUUUUGCACAUACCAGAGAGUGAAUUCAUGGCUGUUCUGACAUGAUCUUGAAGCUUUCUCAACGUGACAUCAGGUGAUGUGUUGGACCAGGAGAAGAAUAAAAGAGUGGAAAGCUUUACCAAUC